UCAUUUUUCCGUUUGAAGAAUCCGAUAUUUGACCAGUUAUUUUCAGACGCCUUUAUCAACGUCACAUCAUUUUCUGUGAGAUAAAAUUAUGCUAGUCUGAACGAAUUUCCGAUGUGAUGCAUUUCUGUGAUGGAAAAAUCACUCAACUAGAAUGGGUAACAAGCAAACAACGUUUACCGAUGAACAGUUCGAAGCCUAUCAGGACUGCACUUUCUUUCCCCGAAAAGAGAUCCUACGGUUACAUGGUCGAUACCGUGAGCUGGCUCCACAUUUAGUGCCCUUGGAUUAUACCAACAACCCGGACAUCAAGCUGCCCCUUUCGCUUCUUGUCAGCAUGCCUGAGCUGAAGGAAAAUCCCUUCAGAGACCGGAUAGUGCAGACUUUCUCUGAGGACGGCCAGGGGGAUCUGAGUUUCAACGACUUUGUCGACAUGUUCUCGGCACUGUGUGAGUCGUCCUCGAGGGAACUGAAGACGAGAUACGCCUUCAAGAUAUAUGAUUUCAACAGGGACAACUUCAUCUGUAAGGAGGACCUGGAGAAGACCAUUAACAAGCUGACGAAAGGGGAGCUGACCCCGGAGGAGGUCACCCUGGUCUGUGACAAGGCCAUCGAGGAGGCGGACCUUGACGGGGACAGCAAGCUCUCCUUUGCUGACUUUGAGAACAUGAUCUCCAAAGCUCCUGAUUUCCUGAGCACAUUCCAUGUACGAAUCUGAGGGGCGGUCUCAUGGAACCAUGGAGUCUUGUUGAAGUCUGGCUCAGAUCCCUGGGCUGGUGUGCGUCCUUAUGGCCUCGGAAUCAGUGAUUUCAGAGAGAGAGAUGCUUCGAUGGGGCCUCAGUCUCAACCACACGCCUGUGCCCGGCCUUCCCAGUGCCGAGCCCAGCCAUGGACCUUCAGUGGACAUCAGGAGGAGGAGCUGGAUAGCAGGGGACUGGAGUGUCCUGUAGCUGUUGGAUACAGAGCUAGCUAGGUCUACCUGUACGCCUUCUCUUUCUUCAAGAAGCACAGGCGUUUCUUGCCAAUCCACGCUGUACUUAAAGGGAUGACCAUGACUUUUUAUCUUUAAAAGGAGAUAUUCACCACUUGCAUGGUUCUUCUCUUUAUUAUUAACCAAGCAAACCAUGCUACUUCAUUGUGGGAUCAUUUUGUUAUAAGAGAGGAUUUUUUCUCUGCACCAUAGCAGAUAGCUUUUUUGUUUUGUGUAUCAACAUUCAAAAUGUAAAUGUUCUGCUCCUCUGAUGUACUGCUUGGAGGAGGAGUUACCAGGUGGACGUGACAAAGAGGAACCACAAACAGGGCUUAUGUGACUCAUGUGCUUUUCUAUAUUCAAAAAGCACACUUUAGUACUAAGGGCAAAACCGUCAAGCUAUGCAAUCGUUCAUUAUGAAGUGCAUGGAUGCAUUGUAAAUUGCUUCUAGAUGUUAUCGUUAUUCCCCAUUUUGUGAAAUGUACCAAUGCACAAUGACAAUCAUACUUAACUGGUGUUCAGUUGAUGGAAGGGCUCUGUUGUCUGCUGUAAAAUCGUAUGCUUUGAACAUUUGUUCCUUUUCUGUAUGAUAGGGCUAUAGGCUAGAUUUGAAAUAAACAAUUUAUCUGUGUUUUUGCUCCAUGCUUUACUCAUUAUUUUUCCUAACCUAUUGAAAUGAUUGCAUCUCGCAG
Messenger RNA from Gadus chalcogrammus (walleye pollock), 1659 nucleotides. Its product is annotated as calcium and integrin-binding family member 2-like. The coding region runs from base 152 to 715 and encodes 187 amino acids. The transcript has 6 exons. NCBI's taxonomy places the organism in Eukaryota, Metazoa, Chordata, Actinopteri, Gadiformes, Gadidae. The record is from RefSeq and is a predicted model, not a curated record. Gene Ontology annotation, molecular function: calcium ion binding.